This is a messenger RNA of Ceutorhynchus assimilis (cabbage seed weevil), 790 nucleotides long. The record is from the annotation of a GenBank genome assembly. Lineage: Eukaryota; Metazoa; Arthropoda; Insecta; Coleoptera; Curculionidae.
CUAUAGCAACAUCUAAUCAUCUGAUAUCUGUCAAAAAAAAGUCACGAUCUUUUAAAUCACAUGACAGCUUAGUGGGCUGAAUAUUUUUAUUCCCAAAGACAAUUUAUUGAUAAUACUCAAAGAAAAAAUGGCAAUUUGUGGUCCAAAAUUGUCUUUGUGCGGGCUAAUUAUCAGCGCCUGGGGUAUCAUACAAUUGGCUCUUAUGGGAGUUUUCUAUUGGAUUGAAGCCGUUGCCCUAGCCGAAGACAUCCCCGAAAUUGGAGAAUACCAUUCGUUGAGCGAUUUCUAUUCGAAAAUGACCAACGGAUACCAACAGAAUGCAAUUAAUUGCUGGAUCGCAGCCCUGCUAUACCUCAUCACGAUGGCCCUGUCAGCCCAUCAGUUCUGGUUGAACAACCGAUCAUCUCUGAGUGUUUAGAAAAAAAUCGUGGCCAAAAUCAGUAUUUUACGCCUUUAUAAUAGGCCACCCUAAAUUCAAGCCUGUACACUCUUAAAUCUUUAUUUGUCCAUUCCUAAAAUAGAUUAUAGUUGUUUUAAAUAAGUUUAUUUUUAUUAGUUCUUUAACACAAGUCAUGAUCCAUUAUCUUCAUGUGCAAAAUCCUUAAUUUCAAGUCAUGUAGGUAUGAAUCAUAUCUGACUGUGAAAUAAUAAAAGAACAGGAAUAAUUAACAGUUAUUGUAAAAAAUAAAUUAUUUAAUUUAGUAAAUGUGUUUUAAAAAACAAUAAGAUCCUCUAACAAAUGUCUAAUAUAAUAGUCCAGGAGGCAGUGAAAUUUUUUAGCACUUAUUUU